This is a messenger RNA of Fusarium poae, 3033 nucleotides long. RefSeq lists its product as uncharacterized. Lineage: Eukaryota; Fungi; Ascomycota; Sordariomycetes; Hypocreales; Nectriaceae. The transcript has 3 exons. Bases 1 to 3033 code for a protein of 1010 amino acids. The record is from RefSeq and is a predicted model, not a curated record.
AUGACAUCUUUUGAGCCCACUCGAGAGAGUACAACUCUUAUGGACCAGCAAGACAGCCCUCAGUCUGUCGAAAUGACACCGCACGUUAAAACGAGAAUACCCGAAAAGUCAAGUCAGUCACCAUUUUGGCUUACAAAGGCCGCCCUACUUCUAUUUGUUUGUAUCUUUACGUCCUGUGCCGCAUCACUCAUUGUUCUGCACUACUUCAUGCAUGCACGAGGUGGCCUACCACUGAAAUUCUCCUCAAGCGAGUACUCCUGGACAUAUGGCCCAACAGCUAUACUCGUCAUCAUCCUGAGUCUAUGGAGACGCAUCGACUACUACUACAAGUCAACACAGCCUUGGAUGGAACUUCAAUCUGGCCCUGUCCCCGCUUCUAGAUCAUUGCUUCUUGAUUACAUAUCGCCUUUUCAACUGCAAAGUAUGUACCGGUCGUUUAGAUUUGGCCAUUACCGUGUCACUGCUACAAUCUUUUCGUUCUUUCUACUGAAGGGUGUUAUUCUUGUGUCCACCACUUUAUUCGUCGUUCAAAAUUAUUCACACUUUGAGGAGCUCGAUAUCACGUAUGAAAACUCUUUUGAUGCAGCUAGAAUCUGGACUUCUCCACCAUACAACUUGGGGUUUGUCACGGAUAACCAAAUACCGAUUUUGGAUGGUGGUUCCGACACGUCUGUCUGGAAGUACCUCGCACGUCUAAACGGCGCAGCACAGAAUGACUCGGCUUGGGAAACUAAAGACGGACUCGUUACUCGACAGUUCCGACCAACAGAGUCAACUUCGAAUAUUACCUCCAUCGAAGCACCAGCGUUGCUACUUUCGAAUUUCGAUGUUCAAACAACAAAACGAACGAAAUGUACUGUGGAGCGAAGCCUUGGCACUAUUCUCUUAUCCGUGCAAAUUGCUCAAACGGGAUCAACAACACUGAACAGGUAUGCAGCCAUCUUGUCCAAUAGCCCUACCGUGCAAGAUCUAUUGAAAGAGUCGGGACACUCCAACGAAAAAGAUUUGGUUUCUAUUCUGAAGGAAGCCAGUUUCAAGGCAUCCAGUAAUGGCAGUGGAGAAUUUAGGAUUGAAGCGUCCGAUAAUAGCUUGUCAUCGAGUGCUACAACUUCGAAAGAUGCUGCAAAGGCUAAAGCUUGGGUACCUAUUACUGGAAGCCUUCCUUUUGUCAUUGCGACAGUAACCUUCCCUGUCCUAGCCAUGGGCGUACUCGAACUUUUGCAGCAACUGUCCAGCCAGAGGCAACGCCUCGUUGAUAUGCACGAGGACGACUCAACUGUAGUGUCAUAUGUUAUUCGUAUCGCCUCGACAGCAGUGGCUUUCACUAUUGCCACAAUGUUCAACAGUCUUGAUUUCACCAUAGCGACAUUUGCCCCUUACAAUGCUCUUCGAUCUGGAAGCGUUCAGGCCGACAAGAGUAUUCUGUUUCACCUGCUGUCUGUGUCUCCGUUCCUGGUUUUCAUCAAGAGUUUUCGAGCGGGUUAUGCCGGCGCAGCGACUUCUUACAUAGCAUCGUUCUUGGGCAGUUUUCUCACGAUUGCCGUUUCUGGCCUCUGGAUCCUCACCGGGAAUGUGCUUCACAUGAAAUCAUCUACAGUGAUGGUUACAAACUGGCAUGCUUCAUGGCCAAUUGAUAGCAUGGAUGAUGGAGGGGCUGCUGUGGCGUUGAAUCUUAUUCGUCACGGUGGUGCCAAUACGUCGUUAGGAAUAUUGGAAGAUGUCGUCCUCCCAGAUAUCGAACUUGCUGCAUCUCAAACUCCGACUUUUAAUAACGUUCACCAGUCUUUGAACUAUACUUACAAAGUUGGUGCUCUAAGGCCGUUUCUCAGCUGCAAGGUCAUUCCACGGGAGAAUAUCACGUCAAAUUUGAACAGAGCACUGGAAGAUUUCUUGGACGGGGACAUUAUAUCAGCACACUUCCUUGCUCCAUACGAUUGUGGCGACGUCAAAGUCAACAAGAUGGCCAACAUCUCGUUUGAAUUCAAAUUCGAUCUUUUUGGCGAUUCUCAAUGGAUUGGCCAGUACAUUGAAUUGAACGCCAGCGCUGGCGUAUCUGACGCUGAAUGCCCAUCAGUUGGUAUUUUCUUUGGACAGGUAGAUAACAUCGAUACAUCAAAAUGGGAUUUUACGGCAUUGGCCUGCUCACAAGGUAUUGAGCAAAUUCCAAUCGACGUCACAUUUAUAGGCAAUCCUGCGUUACGCCAAAUCAGUGAGGAUAUUCCACCAAAACUGCAACGGGAUAAAGGAUGGAGAUGGGUGAACAAAACAUCAAAGUCUCAAACAUUGGGUUACAGACUUCAUCGCUUCUUAACUGAUGAUUUGGUAAACUUCGGUGAACUUGAACAUGAGAUCGAGUUUGAUCCGUUCUUUAACCAAUUGGUGUUUGGUCCUAAUGGAUUGAGCAAAGAAGGUCUCGCGGGUUCAAAGAACGUGGACAAACUCAUCGAUGCAGUCGAGAGAGACUAUGCCGAAUACAUGAGGACUGUCAUUGACCGCAACUUUCGGGCAACCAAGAACACUACAGCUGAACUCAUCAGUGCAGAAGCGUUUCCCUCGAAAUUAAGCCUUUCGUCCUACAAGACUAGGAUAAGCGGGACGUCAUACGAAUAUGGCACCAGAUUAGCAAUCCACUCAACGUCAAAAAUCAUUCUCCAGAUCCUGUUGGCAGCCAUGGCAGUUCUUGGACUCGCAAGUUAUCUUCUCGUCAAGAUAGACGGAACACUCCCACGAAACCCAUGUAGUAUCGCAAGCACAAUGGGGUUCCUAGCUGGGUCCCAGCUGUGUGAUCCAAGCUCGGGAAUCAUACCCAAAGGGGCUGAGUACAUGAGUGACAAAGAGUUGAAAGAUGUGUUUGAUGGUUGGGUGUUUAGUCUUGGGUGGUGGCAUACUCAAAGAUCUUCUGAGGUCCAGUCAGGUGAAUCCGAGACUGUAGAUGCUACAGGAAGUGAACGGGGAGAUGGCGCAGAAUCGACUCAGGAGGUCUCUAAAAGGUUCGGGGUUGAUGUCGGAUGCGCUGAAGCGGCCAAGUUUUGA